AUGCGUUUGCAUUUUCUCUUGCUACUCUUGCUCUGUUGUGUCUCCCCUUCAACCUUCUUAAUUGCCACUGCAAAUACUCAUGGUGGUGGUCUUGUUGGUUGUCAUCCACGCCAGAUUCAAGCCUUUUCUCAGUUCAAAAACGAGUUUGAUACUCGCCGUUGCAACCAUAGUGACUUCUCUAAUGGAGUCUGGUGCGAUAACUCUACCGGUGAGAUCACGAAGCUACGACUCAGUGCCUGUCUCAGUGGAACCUUGAAGCCGAACAGUAGCCUCUUUGGAUUGCAUCAUCUUCGUUACCUUAAUCUCUUUGGAAACAACUUCAUCUCCUCUUCACUCCCUUUCGAGUUUGGCAAUCUCAACAAAUUAGAGGUUUUAUCUCUUUCCUCUAAUGCUUUCAACGGCCAAGUUCCUUCCUCAUUUAGUAACCUAAGCAUGCUUUCCGUUUUAAACUUGUCCAAUAACGAGCUCACUGGUAGUUUCCCACUUGUGGGGAAUCUAACUAAGCUCACAGUUCUAAAGAUUUCUCACAAUCACUUCUCCGGAACUCUGAAUUCCAAGAGUAGCCUCUUUGAGUUGCGCCAGCUCCAUGAGCUUCAUCUCCCCUUUAACAACUUCAGUUCCUCACUUCAUUUAGAAUUUGGAAAUCUCAACAAAUUAGAGAUCUUGUCUCUUUCCAAUAAUGGCUUCUUGGGACAAGUUCCUCCCACAAUUAGUAACAUGACCUCGUUAACCGAGAUGUACCUGGGCGAAAACGGUCUCACUGGUAGUUUCCCACUUGUACAAAACCUAACUAAGCUCACUCUUAUAAGCCUUUACGGGAAUCACUUCUACGGAACCAUUCCUUCUUCUCUCUUCACUCUGCCUUUCUUGGUAGAAGUUGAUGUAAGUGGAAACCAGUUCACCGGUUCCAUUGAACAUCCCAACUCCUCUUCCCCGUCAAGGCUAGAACUUCUGAACCUUGGAAACAACGAGUUUGAAGGAAAAAUAUUAGAGCCAAUUUCAAAGUUCAUCACCCUCAAGUAUCUCGACCUUUCUUUCCUAAAAACAAGUACUCCAAUAGACCUAAGCCUCUUCUCCUCUUUCAAACUUUUUGUGUACCUUAGUCUUUCUGAAGAAGAAGAGGAAGAAGUAUUGAACUGGAAAGGAGUGGCGAUAGGGUAUGGGCCUGGACUAUUGCUUGGAUUGGCAAUCACACAAGCCAUCGCUUCGUACAAGCCUGCGUGGCUCGUCAAGAUCAUUGGUCCGAAAAAAUCGUAG
Messenger RNA from Thlaspi arvense, 1257 nucleotides. NCBI's taxonomy places the organism in Eukaryota, Viridiplantae, Streptophyta, Magnoliopsida, Brassicales, Brassicaceae. The record is from the annotation of a GenBank genome assembly.